Messenger RNA from Rhagoletis zephyria (snowberry fruit fly), 724 nucleotides. RefSeq names its product DNA-dependent protein kinase catalytic subunit-like. The record is from RefSeq and is a predicted model, not a curated record. NCBI's taxonomy places the organism in Eukaryota, Metazoa, Arthropoda, Insecta, Diptera, Tephritidae.
UUCUCACAUCUACCAAACAGCCGUCUCAUACGACCAGCACGCGCCACUGGCAGCAGCAAUAACAAAUAUGACGAUGUGCCCGAGUUCGAUAGAAAGCAAGUGUCUUUGGAUUUCCCCGAUGAGCUUUUUAACAAAUCGUUUGCAACUUUGACGAAUAUUUCCAAGUCUUUUUCGCGACUUAUUAUGAACUCCGCGCGCCGUUACUCGCGUUUUGUUUUGUUCUUUAAACCCAUCUUUGGCGAUGCUUUGGUCGUCAAAGGCUGGGAAGAUCCAACGACGACAACAACUACACCGAGAUCAACAACAACAACAACAGCAACUUCAUCUAAUUCGUUUGAUAAGCAAAAUGAAGUAUAAUUUUUAAUUUGAUUUCAAGUAUUUAUAUUAAGUAAUCAUUUAUUUUAAAUGAACUUUAGCACCACGAAUUUGGUUUUGUUUCAUACACAUCAAAUUUGAAUUGAAUUUCGUUGCACAUUUUAAGCAUGCUAAGUAAAUAAAAUUGAAAUAUGGCGAUUUGGGUUAUGGAUGUACAUAGUUUUGUUUUCAGUUGAUUCAAAAUUAUUUUAUAAAGAUGAUAAUGUACUCAUCUCAUGCUAAAUUUUGUUGUAUUCCUACCUAUUAUUCCCCACAGAUAUACAGUCAGCCAACAAAAUUUAAGUUCGUCGAAUUUUUUGCAAUACGGGCAACUAUUUUUUAAAUAUUUUAGUUUUCGCUAAUCUUUUAU